This is a messenger RNA of Elgaria multicarinata webbii, 2501 nucleotides long. It is a transcript of the gene SEC23A, whose product is annotated as SEC23 homolog A, COPII coat complex component. The transcript is spliced from 20 exons. Lineage: Eukaryota; Metazoa; Chordata; Lepidosauria; Squamata; Anguidae. Gene Ontology annotation, biological process: endoplasmic reticulum to Golgi vesicle-mediated transport; COPII-coated vesicle cargo loading; COPII-coated vesicle budding. Gene Ontology annotation, molecular function: GTPase activator activity; zinc ion binding. The coding region runs from base 109 to 2406 and encodes 765 amino acids. The record is from RefSeq and is a predicted model, not a curated record. Gene Ontology annotation, cellular component: COPII vesicle coat; endoplasmic reticulum exit site.
GGCUUUCCCAUCAGCCAUGUUGGUUGCGUCGGCAGCGCUCGGGCUGCUGGGCUCAGUGUGAGGGAGUGGAGCGAGCGAGGCGGGUGAGGCAGAAAUAAGAGAGUAAUUAUGACAACCUUCCUGGAGUUCAUUCAGCAGAAUGAGGACAGGGAUGGCGUUAGAUUCAGCUGGAACGUGUGGCCUUCCAGUCGUCUUGAAGCCACAAGAAUGGUGGUUCCAGUGGCCUCUUUGUUUACACCACUGAAAGAGCGGCCCGACUUGCCUCCCAUUCAAUAUGAGCCAGUCCUGUGCAGUAGAACAACAUGCCGUGCGGUUCUAAAUCCAUUAUGCCAGGUGGAUUACCGAGCAAAACUAUGGGCUUGCAACUUUUGUUACCAGAGAAAUCAGUUUCCUCCUACAUAUGCUGGCAUAUCCGAGCUGAACCAGCCUGCAGAACUCUUACCUCAGUUUUCUAGUAUUGAAUAUGUAGUACAGCGUGGACCUCAGAUGCCUUUGAUAUUCCUUUAUGUUGUUGAUACUUGUAUGGAAGAUGAAGAUUUGCAAGCUUUAAAGGAAUCCAUGCAGAUGUCAUUAAGUCUCCUACCUCCAACUGCUUUAGUGGGGCUUAUUACUUUUGGGAGAAUGGUGCAAGUUCAUGAGCUUGGCUGUGAAGGAAUUUCCAAAAGUUAUGUCUUUAGAGGAACGAAGGACCUGUCAGCAAAACAGCUUCAGGAAAUGUUAGGACUUACAAAAAUGAAUGUUUCACAAGUGGGUCGUGGUCCUCAGGUACAGCAGCCACCACCAUCUAACAGAUUCUUACAGCCAGUGCAGAAAAUUGACAUGAAUCUCACUGACCUUUUGGGUGAACUGCAGCGGGAUCCUUGGCCUGUUCCCCAAGGGAAAAGACCUUUACGAUCUUCUGGAGUGGCUCUGUCUAUAGCUGUAGGGCUGCUAGAGUGUACUUUUCCUAAUACUGGUGCCCGCAUAAUGAUGUUUAUUGGUGGACCAGCUACCCAGGGACCUGGGAUGGUUGUAGGGGAUGAACUUAAGCUGCCUAUAAGAUCUUGGCAUGACAUUGAAAAAGACAAUGCCAAAUAUGUUAAGAAGGGUACGAAGCAUUUUGAAGCUCUGGCAAAUCGUGCUGCCACAACAGGUCAUGUUAUUGACAUCUAUGCAUGUGCACUAGAUCAGACUGGUCUUUUGGAGAUGAAGUGCUGUCCUAAUUACACAGGGGGCUACAUGGUAAUGGGAGACUCUUUCAAUACAUCCCUGUUCAAACAAACCUUUCAGCGUGUGUUUACCAAAGAUGUGCAGGGGCAAUUCAAGAUGGGAUUUGGAGGCACCUUAGAAAUCAAGACCUCAAGAGAAAUAAAGUUAUCUGGAGCUAUUGGACCUUGUGUAUCACUCAAUUCUAAAGGGCCUUGUGUAUCAGAAAAUGAGAUAGGAACAGGAGGUACAUGCCAGUGGAAGAUUUGUGGACUUAGCCCUACUACAACACUAGCAUUGUAUUUUGAGGUGGUUAAUCAGCACAAUGCUCCAAUUCCUCAGGGUGGGCGGGGUGCAAUCCAGUUUGUGACUCAGUACCAGCAUUCAAGUGGACAGAGACGUAUUAGAGUAACCACUAUUGCCAGGAAUUGGGCAGAUGCUCAGACACAGAUUCAAAACAUCGCUGCUUCUUUUGACCAGGAAGCAGCUGCCAUUCUUAUGGCCAGACUAGCAGUGUACCGGGCUGAGACAGAAGAAGGACCUGAUGUUCUUAGGUGGCUGGACAGACAGCUUAUCAGACUGUGCCAGAAAUUUGGAGAAUAUCACAAAGAUGAUCCAAGCUCCUUCAGAUUUUCAGAAACCUUCUCCCUUUACCCACAGUUUAUGUUCCAUUUAAGAAGAUCUCCUUUCUUGCAAGUGUUCAACAACAGUCCUGAUGAAAGUUCCUAUUAUCGCCAUAACUUCAUGCGCCAAGAUCUGACCCAAUCACUUAUAAUGGUUCAACCAAUCCUCUACGCUUAUUCUUUCAGUGGACCCCCAGAGCCUGUUCUUUUAGACAGCAGCAGCAUUCUGCCUGAUCGCAUUCUUCUCAUGGACACCUUUUUCCAGAUCCUUAUUUAUCAUGGAGAGACCAUAGCUCAGUGGCGCAAGUCAGGCUAUCAGGACAUGCCAGAGUACGAAAACUUCCGUCAUUUGCUCCAAGCUCCAUCGGAUGAUGCACAGGAAAUUCUUCAUUCCAGAUUUCCAAUGCCACGGUACAUUGAUACAGAGCAUGGAGGUAGUCAGGCCCGUUUCCUGCUUUCUAAAGUAAAUCCAUCUCAGACACAUAAUAAUAUGUAUGUCUGGGGACAGGAAACUGGAGCACCCAUUCUUACAGAUGAUGUCAGUCUGCAAGUCUUCAUGGACCAUUUGAAGAAACUUGCUGUAUCAAGCGCUGCCUAAAAGAGUGUGGAGUGUUACAGAUGAUGACUAGCUGGAACAACACUUCAGCUUUAUUUUCCGUUUUAUGUAAUUGCAAAAUGAACGCUCUGAUAUGC